Molecule: messenger RNA, 1542 nt
Organism: Camellia sinensis
Lineage: Eukaryota; Viridiplantae; Streptophyta; Magnoliopsida; Ericales; Theaceae
Product: Homeodomain-like superfamily protein
Source: RefSeq, a predicted model, not a curated record
AGGGCAAUUGUUUGAUAAAAAACACUCCUCUACAAUAUGAUUCACCCAUUUAACUCUAUUUUUUACCAGCCUCAUUUCACCUAUCCAUCUCUCAUCCUCAUCAGCGGCUUUAUUUUUUUUAACCUUUUGCUAUGGAGGUCUUCACAGGCGACCGACAACUACCAAACGACGACGUCGAGUUCCCAGUACACUUGACGCCUUUUCCCGAAGCUUCCCACAUACUCUACGACGAUCGGACGGCGGAGAUUCCGCCGCCGCCGGAGACGGAACACCACUCCCAGCCGCCGCCGCAGAAGCUCCGUCCGAUCAGAUGCCACGGUCGGACCUUGCCGGAGUAUUCAUAUCCUACGGUGGCUGAAAGAAGCGGGGGUCUACUGAGUUGUGAUGCCGAGUUAGGGUUUCUGACUCAGCUACUCAAUGGAGGAAGUACAUCUGAAGUUCCGGCGAUGCAGCAGAAAAUGAAGUCGGAGAUUAAUGCUGAGUGUUUGAAUUUAAUCUCUGCGGGGCCUCUUUUUGAAGCCGAAUUAAGUUCAUCUUCAGAUGAUGAUGGUGAUUCAUCAGAAGCCAUGACAGAACCUUCAAAUCGUAAGAGGAAGAGAAGAACAAGGAAAAAGCUCGAAUUGUAUCUGGAAAAUAUGAUAAGGAAGGUGAUCCAAAGGCAAGAGCAGAUGCAUAAACAGCUGAUAGAGAUGAUAGAGAAGAAGGAAAAGGAAAGAAUCCAGAGAGAAGAAGCUUGGAAGCAGCAAGAGAUUGAAAGGGCAAAGAAGGAUGAGGAAUUAAGAGCCGAAGAGAGGUCUCGUAGCCUAGCUCUCAUUUCCUUCAUUCAGAAUUUGCUAGGCCAUGAAAUUGAAAUCCCCAAAUCGUUGGAAACUUCAUGCCCAGAAAAAGAUGAAUGCGAAAUACAUGAUCAGAAAGAUCUCAGGUUUGAUCCGUGUAAUAAGAGAUGGCCAAAAUCUGAAGUACAAGCCCUCAUUACAGCUCGAACUGCUUUGGAUCAUAAGUUCCAAAAGGGACCGAAAGGCUCCAUAUGGGAAGAGGUAUCUGUUGGAUUGUCUAACAUGGGUUAUAGCCGAAGUGCGAAGAAGUGCAAAGAGAAAUGGGAAAACAUCAACAAGUACUAUAAAAGAACGAUGGAGAAUGGAAAGAAGCGUCCCGAUAAUGGUAAAACUUGCCCAUAUUUUCAUGAACUUGACACUUUAUAUAAAAGUGGACUUAUUAAUCCGGGAAAUGCUUGUCUUUGUAUAAAGAAUGAGAUCGAGGACAAGAGUGUGGAGGAGUAAAUAUUGGCGAACUAUAUUUACCUUUGGUGUCCACCAUGACCUUGAAGAAAGAGCUGUUGGAGUGAAGUAUGAUAGGCACCUCGUAACUAUAUAUUUUAUUGUGCCUUGAUGUCUUUUUGCAGUAUUCUUGCACCACCUUUAAUGUUCUUUGGUUGUACGUUACAAUUUUGCGCCUGAUUGGCUGUGAAUGAGGUUUGUUUGCGAUUGCAAUUGCAAUUGCAAUUGAAUAAACAGAAAAAGAAAAAAAUGCAGUUUUUGUCAA